CUGCGAGCUAGCUGAAAGCUUCUCGGCCAUGGACGAGCUGCUCUCCCCGUGCUCAUCGUUCUCGCCGCGGUCGCCGUCUUCGAUGUUCUCCUCCGGCGCGGCGGCGGCGGCGGCACACGCGGUGCUCGAGUUCACUUCUUGCGAGGUGCCGGAUGAGUGGCUGAUGGGGGACGUCGUGGUGGCCAAGAACGAGGAGGACGUGGGCGGCGGCGGGCUGUGGGGCGUCGUCGGGGGCUCGCUCUCGCCGGGCUCGGAGCUGUCCGAGCUGCCGAGGAGCUUCGUCGAGGCGCCGGCGCAGCGGCCGGCGAAGCGGCGCGGGAGGAAGCCCGGGCCGCGCCCCGACGGGCCGACGGUGAGCCACGUCGAGGCGGAGCGGCAGCGCAGGGAGAAGCUGAACCGCCGGUUCUGCGACCUCCGCGCCGCCGUCCCCACCGUGUCCCGCAUGGACAAGGCCUCCCUCCUCGCCGACGCCGCCGCCUACAUCGGCGAGCUGCGCGCCCGCGUGGCCCGCCUCGAGGCCGACGCGAGGCAGGCGGCCGCCGCGAGGUGGGAGCCGAGCUCCGGCGGCGGCGGAGGCGGCAACUCCUCCUCCUACCACGCCGCCGCCUCCGCCCUCGCGGGGCUCGACGAGGCCGUCGAGGUGCGCAUGAUGGGCCGCGACGCCGCCACCGUGCGGGUCACCACCACCGGCGCCCGCCACGCGCCGGCCAGGCUGAUGGGCGCUCUCCGCUCCCUCGAGCUGCCCGUGCAGCACGCCUGUGUCAUGCGCUUGCACGGCGUGACCACCGUCCAAGAAGUCCUCGUCGACGUGCCCGCCGCCCUCCAGGACGACGACACCCUCCGCACGGCGCUUCUCCAGAGGCUGCGGGACAGCUAGCUCGCUCGCUCCUCCGCCGCCGCCCGAGAAGAAGAUCGAGCGUGGCCGCAUCCACGUCGUCGUCGUCGUCACACCACAGAGGUAGGCAGAGCUAGCAUCAGGUCAUGGUAAUGGCGAAACUUAACUAGUCGGCCAUGGCCAUCCCAUGGCUAAUCCUCAUGCUAAUGUAAUGUAAUAUGCAAUGCGCAAGAUCACCAUCAUCAUCGUCUUCUUCAAAUAAUUGUCCAAUGUCCAUGGAAUAAUUAAAGGCAAAUUAAUCAAUUAGUCUGUCUAUUACUGCUAUUGUUAUACU
Molecule: messenger RNA, 1169 nt
Organism: Oryza brachyantha (malo sina)
Lineage: Eukaryota; Viridiplantae; Streptophyta; Magnoliopsida; Poales; Poaceae
Product: transcription factor MYC2-like
Exons: 1
Coding region: 29-877 (282 amino acids)
Biological process (GO): regulation of DNA-templated transcription
Cellular component (GO): nucleus
Molecular function (GO): protein dimerization activity; transcription cis-regulatory region binding; DNA-binding transcription factor activity
Source: RefSeq, a predicted model, not a curated record